AUGGAAAUCUCCUCUCCGAGAAAUAUUAAUGCUCCAACGUCGGCUUCAAAAACCUCGCAAAACCAGUUUCGGAUCAAUGUCCAACAGAAUCCACUUUCUACCACAUCAUCUGGAGCUGCAAGUGCUGUUGCUCAAUUUACAUCACCGGUGAGUCCUCAUUCAACAAAUAUAGGCUCGCCGUACAAGGUCCAAAACAAAAAAUUUGAAUCGAUGGAAGCAACGCUGAAUAGCAAAUUGAGAUUGGACACACCUCCAACAGAGGAGGAAUUAGCUACAGAGAUUCCUAGCCAGAAAAAAUUCGAACAAAUAUUGCAAAAUGUAGAUAACGUUGUCAAGCAACACACCUCAUUCAUCAAUGCUGAUUCAAUAACAGGAGGUGGAGUUUCAACUCGACCAGACAAAAUUAAACAAAAAAAGAAGAAGAAAGGAAGUAACUUAUUUAGUCCAAUGAGUGCGAGCGAAACAAGUUAUAUGGAAUUGUAUAAUAAUCUAAGAGAAAAGUAUCAGGUUUUACUCGCUGAGAAUCUGAGACAACAAGAAGUUUUUAAAUUAAGGCACGACACUUUUCUCAAGAGGGAGCAACAAUCCAAGGACAUGGAACGAGAAUUAAACGAGAAAAUGAGAGAGUCCAUGAUUGCUCGAGGAGUAGCUGGAAACCAUAUGCAAGAACUUAUUGGAAUGAAGGAAAAAAUUCAAGAAGGAGUGACCUAUCUUAAACUGGAGACACAACAUUUGCUUGAGGCUAAGGAGAAAGAGUUUCAUAGAAAAAUAGAAGAAAUGAUGAGAAGAUUUGAUAGGGAUCUUGCUGAUGAGCGAAAGAUCAACACAUCAGGAGAACGAGAGUGGCGUGAAAAGAGCAAAUCCUUAAAAAAAGAACUAGACAAUUCCAUAGCACAAGUGAUAAAAGUCGAUCAACUCAAUCAUGAAUUGAUGAAGGAAAACCAACGACUAAAGAUACAAUUUGCUGCUCAAGAGGAUGAUAGAAAUUAUUUAGCAAAGCAUAUUGCAAAAACGAAACGAGACAAUGAGAAACUGAAAGAAGAAACAAAACGAUUGCAAGAUGAGCUCGCUCGAUGUAACAAUAUAAUCAAGGAGUAUCAACUAACGAGAACGCCAAGACCAGGAUCGCCCUCAUCGUUGAAACAGGGUAUGAGUCCUCGUGAUCGAGAAUACUCCGUCUUCACUGUAAAUCCCACACUAGAGCCUGAUGAAAAAGAGAGGCGAUUCAUUGAGGCCAACAACAAACUUAAAAAAUUACUUGAAAUAGAAAGGAAAAAUAUUAGGCAAAUCAGAGCUCAAAACAUCAAAAUUUUGGAAGAAAGGACAGAGCUUGAGAUUUUCUUGAGAAGCUGUAUCGAAGAUGUAAAGGAGGAAGUCAGAAGAUCGAAAGCAGAGAGUAAAAACGAUACAGAAGAAUUUCACAAAAAGGAAAGGCAGAGAGUUAUAGAGCUGCUUCUCUCGAAGGAACGAGUCAUAAAGAUUCUUUAUGAGAGAAUGUUUGACAAACAAUCUGAGAAAAAUUUUGAUGACUCCAACACAGUUCAAGAUCACACUGCAUCCUACCACAACUCGACAAAAGGUGAUACUUCAUCAAUAGCAACAGAUACUAAGGAAUAA
This is a messenger RNA of Naegleria lovaniensis, 1617 nucleotides long. RefSeq lists its product as uncharacterized. The transcript has a single exon. The coding region runs from base 1 to 1617 and encodes 538 amino acids. The record is from RefSeq and is a predicted model, not a curated record. Lineage: Eukaryota; Heterolobosea; Eutetramitea; Acrasida; Naegleriidae.